GAGUCUCUUCAGUCGUGAAAAGACUCUUCUGUGAAAAACAUCUACCUAAUAAAUACUGAGAUUGAUAAAGCGAAACAGAAGAAGAAAAAAAUUUACCCGAAGAAGAAGCGCUCACCGCUCACACACACACACACACACACACGCACAUACGCACACACAGACAAACACUACCCGAAGAAGAACUCAACGCACACUCAAUAUCAGUGAGUGAGAUAGGAGAGCACACACCACCUCAAUAACAGCAACAAACGGCAGCAGCCGCCGCCGAAGGAAAAAAAAGCAACAGAAUGACGACUCAAGAGGUGACUCUGAGUGGAUAAAACAAAAUACAUGAAGUCACAAACGAAUUACGCAUAGUACCGCAAGCACAAAAACACACAUAUCGCGCACCACAGUUACGAGAGUGACGAGAUUUUUUUGUGCGAUUCGCAUCCCAACAACAUUCGCCUUGCCAAAGGAUUAAAACGAAUUUUUGUAAAGAAGAAAACGAAUAAAUCUGACGAUUGUUUAAACAAGAGAUUAUCGAGAGAAGUAGACAUUAAAUACGAUUAAAUGAGUGUAAAAUCAUAAAUUCCGUCUAAUUAUUAGUAUUUCAAGUUCAUUUUGCGAGAAAAAAAAAGACACGCUAUCAUUUGAACGGAAUUAAUUGCAGCACCACUUGUGUGUGCCGACACACACACUAUCGAUAUUCGCGAAGCUAGAAGAGAAUUCAAAAUAAAGCAAAUUGCAGUUCAGUGAUAAGCGCAACGGAAAAAUUGUAAAAUAAAUAAAACGGUUGCCGCCCCAGUGCACCAGCAAUCGCACAGUGUGAACGAAAUUCGUUCAAACUGAAGUGGGUUAUCAAAUAGAGUUCCGUGGGAAAAUGAGGUUUGGAACACAGGCCUUGAAAAUUAAAAUUUUUUUACGUAAAAAUUGAUUUCGAAACGUGAAUUUAAUAAAAUUAACUGACAAAUCGUAAAACAACAACAACCAAAUCGUCAAACUUCAGAGACAUAAACAGUUUCGAAAUAGGCAAUGAAAUAAAAAAACGAUCAAAAGCGACAAAGAUCAAGAAAAAAAAACUACGAAAAAGAAAAGAAAAAUCGAUAAUUUGUUAUCUCUUUUUUUCGGUGGAAGUGUAUAAAUAUGAUCGUUUGAUUAGUCGCCUGAGUAUAUAUCGGCUAAAGAAUCCGGUUCGAUUAAAUUUGCAUAUUUACACGAAAUACUGAAGUAAAAAAAACGCUCAUCGAUUUAAACAGUUUGUUUUAUUGUAACAGAGCACGAUCAGCACGUCACUGGCGACUCAAAACGCCUGAAAUGACUCACAAAUCUAAUGAAUUUUCGCUUAUUGUCAUUAUAUAUUUAUAAACUUUUUUUUUCCUCUGCUCUUACAACGAUUAUUAUUUGUUGAUUAAACGAGAAAAAAAAGAACGAUUGCGAAUUAUAAAGAUCGAAAUUAAGAAGUGACAACAACGGGCAGUAUCAUCAACGGUUCUACGAACGAUCGAUCGACUGGAUGCAGAUUAAGUGUAUGGGAAUCCCACGUGUAUGUUUUGCUCUUACACGCUCUAUCAGAAAUAAAUAUAACAGAGAGGAGAAGAAAAAAAAGCGUCAGAAACUAUAAAUAAAAAUUACUUGUUGUUCGCGCUCGCUCGCUUAUUCACUCUCUUUCCGCCGCGAAAUCGUUAUUGUUCUUCCAGAAGAAAAAAACACACAGUGAUGAUUAUAUUUGUUAUUUUUCUGUUUCAUUCGGUUGCGUUGAUAGUUUGAGAGGAGCGAGUCAAAAGAUGACAUAGACACAAUAUCCAAAUGCAAAACAUAUUGAGGCUAGUACACGAAAAAAAAGUAUAAUAGAAACAACCAUUCGCUGAUUUGAUUUGAUAUUCGCAAAGUGCUUGUGCAAUAAACUUGAGAUCAAUUGAGAGGCAGCAACGAACAACGACGACGACGACGACAACGAACAAACAAAAAACAAACGAACACGAAGCGAGAAACUCUUGUUAGAUGCACACGAAGAACAGGGAAAAGUGACGGUUUAUACUUUUUUGUGCUUUUUUUUCAUUCAUUUUGAGCGCAUGUGCACACACAUCAAAAUCCAUAAAAUAAUUAACAUAGCUAACCUUUGAUCAGGAAUCAUUUUUCUGUGCGAGCGCGCGCACGGCGAUUGCUGCUUCGAUCGGCUGAUAUUCUGUGUGUGUAUGCUAGUGCGCGUCCUCAGCUCACGCGCGCGCACACGCGCUUGAUUCCGUUUUGACUGUUUGGUGGAUAUAUAUUCGGAUUGGGAUAUUGGCUGCAUUGCCUUCUCUCUGUCUCUCCCCCGGUGUAUUCACUCUCGACACACAUUCAAUUAUUAACACAAUUUUUUCUCCGUUGUGUUCACGUGUACUUGUGUAUAAACAUUAAUUCGCUUGUUCUCUCUCACUUCGUUUUUUUUUUCUCUCUCUCAAUAUUUUGUUUAAUGUUUUUAAUGAACAAGUUAAUCAAGCAACAAACACACGCUGGUGCCAGUGCAUGUGAACGGUCAAAGUAAUAAAACCAACGAAUAUUAUUGAGCAUCGAUCGGGUGAAACGAGAAACAACAACGACGACGACGACGACGUAAAAAAAACGGAACGAAAACUACUCACUCAGUCGCAGAGAAUGCGAAAAAAAAUGGUUAUUAUGGAAUAUUGUGAAUUAUUUGACGAAAGACGAAAUAAAACGGUAUGAUUGUACUGUAAAUUGAAAACUGCAUGCAGCACAUCGACACAUCAACAAUGGCAUUAAUUGCAUCUUUUUAUAAUACGUUCAUUUCGUUUGGUGCAUCGCAUUCAGCGUUGGUUUGCGCAAAAAAAAUUCCGCAUUGAAAAACAAAAAAAAGAGAGAGAAUUUCAGUUUGAGAGUGAUGAUAAUUAACAUCAUCAGCCCAAACUAACGAAGACAGGGACAAAAACGACGGCACACAGACUGAAAUUUCCAGAGAAGACACACACACAGCGAACUGAAAUAAAAAGCACAACUUUAACGUGAACCUCAACGCUGUGACACGAAAAGACAAAAGCAGCAGGCGGUGGCACUGGGUCGAUAAUUGAAUUAAAUUACGUGCAAAAGCAAAUGCAAUCAAUAUCACAAGAAAGGCAACGCCGAGAGAAGGAACAGAAAAAUUGAACGGGGACAAAAAAAAUUUAUUGAAAUAAAAUUUAAACGCGAACAACCAGAGCCUCCAACGAAUUCGAAGGCGCAAGCGAUAUAGAGGGAGAAAGAGAGAGAGAGAGAGAGUAUUAAAAAAACGAUAUGGUAUGAUUCGUUUUGCAUUGAACACGCAGUGCUGUGAAUUGAUGCGACGUCAACACCAACGACAACAACUCACUCACCGGGAGAAUAAGAAGACGAUACGACUUUGUAGUUUGUUACUGUUGUUUUUUUCUUUAAUUAAGCGCAUUUUCGGGUCAAGUCAUGUUUCAUUUCGGUUCAUGAAUUGUGAUUGCACCACACACACUAAAUAAAAUUGCGCCACCACACAUCGGAACACUUUGUACAGAGUAAUAGUCAACAGCAACAGGCAACAAUCAUCACCAAGAGACUGUUUUAAUUUCGAACCAAUCUGAUAUCUCCCACACUUAUUAACAAAACACAAUUUUUUUUUUUGCUGCUUCAAUUUAAAUGAUAUUAAAGUGCAUCAGUCGCGCGCGAAUUUGUGAUGCGAAAGUGAAUACGUGAACACGACACUGUGAAAAGAAUCGAAACUGAUCAUUUUUGAACAGACGACGUGCUCGACGAUCUUUUUCUUUCUCAAGUCCGAACAGACAAAAAAAGAGCAUUUCAAAGAAGAGGAAGAAAAAAAAACAAACGAAAUUGUCGAUGCCGAGCCGAAAAGGAAAGAAAAGUCAAUUUGUAUUAGUGUUUAUUUGCGAUUUUUAUGUGAGUGUACACUUUUAAGGUGAUUCAUUUUUUUACGAGCAAAAAACAACGAACAAUAAACAACUUCAUGCCAUUCGUGCUUUUUUUUUUAUCAUAAAAGCCGUAUCAAUCCGCCAAUUGAUACAUCUUGUGCAUAUAUGAUAAUCGAGCGAGAAUCAAAACAACGAAUAAAAAAGAAACAAGAAGAAGAAGAAGUAGAAGGAGAAAAAAUCGUACGUGGUGAUUCCAUUGAUUGAUGUGCAAUUUAGAUCGAAAAACAAAAGCAUCUUCAUUCCAUCAGUGUGAAAUAUAUAAAAUAAAACAAUAACCGCAGUACAGUUUUAUCUUCAGCCGAAAUUCAGCGCCUGUGAUCACUCACCAACAAUUUUGUAACUACGUACACACACCAAUCGACAUUCAACAAUCGGAUAAUUCGAUAAGCAACACUUUCGGAACACUUUUCGGCCGUUAUUUUCAUUUCCCCGAGCACAACGCAACAACAACCAACCAAGAUUUGCGACUGGUUCAAUCGAUUUUUUCGUUCGGCUUUUGUGUACCAAACGGAGGUUUGUCGAGUGUGGCGCAACGGUGUAUUGUGAUGAAUCAACAGUGUAAAGUGUGCGGCGAACCGGCGGCUGGCUUCCAUUUCGGUGCAUUCACAUGCGAAGGAUGCAAGUCAUUUUUCGGGCGCACGUACAACAAUUUGUCAUCAAUAUCGGAAUGUAAAAACAAUCGCGAUUGCAUCAUAAAUAAAAAAAAUCGUACGUCAUGUAAGGCAUGCCGUUUGCGUAAAUGUUUAUUGGUUGGUAUGUCGAAAAGUGGCUCUCGAUUUGGACGUCGAUCAAAUUGGUUUAAAAUCCAUUGCUUGCUGCAAGAGCAACAGCAGCAACAACAACAGCAACAGCAACAGCAAAGUGAACAGCACGAGAGAAAAAACUCAACGACAGACACGAAACUUACCGAACCAACGGAAUCGAUCGGACACAGUGAUACCGGAACACCGUCAUCGAAUCAACGCAUCCAUGAUUCGGCCGCCAAUUUUUUAUUCUCCACAUCGAUGGCACUGGCGCUCAAAGCACAACGAAAACGAAAGAAAUCGUCCAGCGAUUCGGGCGCAUCGUCCACCACCGACGAAAAUCGCCCACGAUCUCGAUGCUACAGUCCAACAACACAACAACACCUCUUCCUAAACGGUCAGAAGAAUUUCCACUUUAGCAACAAUCGAUUCUUUUCAACCACAUCAACAAUUACGUCGCAGUUACUGUCAUCGUAUGGUGUAUGCAUGAUGAUGCCGCCAACCGCCAGUCCUGCCACCGCAACAAUGUCACCACCGUCGGCAACGAGCAUUAACCUCUACGUGCAAGAUAAACCGAUUGACCUGUCAAUAAAAUCCAAUCGAUAGAACAUUUUUACAUUCACACACUCACACGCACAUAUACAUUGUCCAGAAAUGCAUUUCGCAACCAGAUUCAAAUACAUUUCAUACGACGAAUUUUAACAAUAUCUUUCCUCUUUCAUUUUGAGAAAGCAAGUUACUCACCGCUCGACACUCCAUUCCUCUAUCUAUCUAUCUCUUUAAAAUCUAAUUUAUUUAUUUGUUUAGGUGCAUAAGAACAUUCCUUUAAUGAAACCCAUCAUUUGUAUGUAUGACUCGUUUUGUAAGCAGAUUUUGUUUUAAAAUGUUACAAAAUAUUUAAUAAUUUAUUUUCAAGAGACAAUUUUCAAGAGCGCCCAGUAUAAAUGAUUAAGAUUCAACAAAAGCUGACAAUGAAAAACAAUGUGUCAACGAUGGUUGGGUACGAAGAUUACGAGAGAAGAUACGGAAGAAACAAAAUUAUGUCGAAUUUAUUAAUUUUCUUGUGUGUAAUCUUCACAUCCAGCCAACAGCACACACACAGAGACACACAGCUAUCAGCUGCUUCAACUGUACAACUAGUAGUUCGUUAGUGAUUAAGUCACACUAAAUCUUAUUUAAAAUUUAGCCACGUAUUUUACCGACACAACACACACACACACAAAUUAAAGUUUUUUCUCUUCGGUUUCAUCUCUUACGCACGACAACGCAACUUUUGAUAUAGCUUUAAAAAGUCUGAAUUUAAUUAGUACGAACGCUACUGAACAACACCAGUUCUAGGGAAUUUGUUUUUCUCCGAAUAUUUAUGGUAAUCAAUCUCAUUUAUUUCACGUUCAGUUUUAAUUUUUCUCACGGUUGAUAUGGACAAAAUACGCAUGAAGCGAUUUCUUUAUUAUUAAAACAAGAUUUUCUGUCAAUACUGUACUGUGGCUUGGAGUUUUUACUUGAUCUAUGCAUCGAAAAUAUUGGAACUUUCAAUACACUUUAUCCAAUUUGGAAAAGACCCAUUCAGAAAAGUAUUUAAUGACAAGUCGGAAGUUUUCUUUCAAAAUAUCUUAUUAUUCACUGUAAUGCGGACGAAUAAAAUAAAAUGACCAUUCCAUAUAUCGUAAAAGAACCCAAGUUGGUCCAACUUCGUAGCAAUAAAGAGAAGUAUAUUUCAUUGCAACUAAAAAUGGUUAAAAGAAUGUAUGUUCGUUUUUAGCGGGUCCUCGCGGUUUUUCACGGUUCCGCGGAACUGAUAAGAGAUAACAACUUGGUGUCUUCGGCAAAGUUGUAGCACUCGAGGUCUUAUCUCUUAUCUAUGGCGAAAAGCGCGAAAAAUGAUAAGAAAAAAAAGUUCUAUAUAAAAUUUGCUUUUUUAUGUGCGCGAUUUGCGAUGUGCGCGAUAGAUGUCUUCAGCAAUGUAAAAGAAGACCUCGAGUACUACAACUUUGUCGAAGACAACAAGUUGUUAUCUCUUAUCAGUUCCGCGGAAACCGUGAAAAGACGCGGAAGCUAGACGGGAUGCCAACAUACAUACUUCCUUUUAACGCAGAUAGAAUCAACAGUAAACAUACUUUCCUUUUCAAAAAUAUAAAUCGACAAAAAAACAUACAUUCUUUUACGUCUCACGAAUAUACUCAUGUGAUUAAAUCGUUAAUUAAUCGAUAUUGAUACGACACACCAGGAGAUCAAUGGGUGUGAUUUUUUUCGAUUUUUUAUAUAAAAACAAUUAUAUCGAUCGAUCAGAUUAAAUUGAGCUUAUUCCAUAUUGGGUCAAAAAUCGUUUGAACUACAGAAGUUAUCUUCCUAAAAAAAUUGAAAUGUGAAAUUCGAAUAGACAGCAAAUUGACAAAAGAAAGUUGAAGAAUCAAAAUUACCAGUGAAAAACCGAAAUCGAAUCGAAAGUGUGCACUGCACAUUUUGUACAUUCUUUGUGUUUUCCCUGGAAAUCAAUUCAGAAUUUUCUUUGAAAUUCGACUUGAAAAAAGACAUUGACUCUAACAUGCGUACAAUAGAUUCCCUCCUUAAUUCUGUAUUUGUGUCUGUGUCUGUGGACAGUAUAUUUUAGAGCAAUAUUUAUAGUAAAUGAAGAGAACAAUCGGAAUAAUGAAAGCGGAUUAAAGGGCACUUUGAUUGUUUAAGUUUUACUUAAGAGAUUCAAUAAGAAAGAAGUGUAGACUAAGACUUUUUAUACGUAGUGAAUUCGAUAGGCCAGUAGCCGUGCAGCAUUGAUUUUCGGAUUGUAUUAUGGCCAGAGAAAAUCAAUUAUUAAAUUCUAACUAUUCCAUAAAUAUUGAAUAUAAAACGUUUCUUAUCAAAA
Messenger RNA from Sitodiplosis mosellana (orange wheat blossom midge), 7517 nucleotides. Its product is annotated as protein embryonic gonad-like. NCBI's taxonomy places the organism in Eukaryota, Metazoa, Arthropoda, Insecta, Diptera, Cecidomyiidae. The record is from RefSeq and is a predicted model, not a curated record. The transcript is spliced from 7 exons. Gene Ontology annotation, molecular function: DNA-binding transcription factor activity; sequence-specific DNA binding; zinc ion binding. Gene Ontology annotation, biological process: regulation of DNA-templated transcription. The coding region runs from base 4457 to 5260 and encodes 267 amino acids.